AUGGAGAAGGAAGGGGAAAUGGAGAAAGAGAAAGCUGCGGCGGGUGGGGAAGUGGGGCAUGGCGCACGAGGUCGUGGCAACCGUGGUCGUGGUGCUCAUGGACGAGGCACCCGAGAUACCUGUCCUACUCGAGCACAUCCUACUCCUAUUGUUGAGGAUUCGAUUCCAGAGGUCCUGAUCCAAUCUGCUCCUCCAGUUGAGCCUAUAGUGCCAGCUUCUUCAAUUGCUCCGGUUCCCCCACUGGUUCCCCCUCCUCAGCCUACUGUUCCAAUUACUGAGGCUCCUACCCCAUCGGCCGCACCCAUACCUCCGUCUGAGGUGAGUGUCGCCCCUGCCAUUCCGACAGUACCUAUAGGAGUCGAGCAUUUUCAACAGCUGGUGCAACUUGUUGCCACUACAUUGCGGACCCGUCAACCUACUACUGUCGAGGUUUCUAGGCAGUCUAAUUUACCUCAAGCUAGUGUGAUAGCUCAAGAGUUCCGGUAG
Magnolia sinica is the source of this 486-nucleotide messenger RNA. RefSeq names its product actin cytoskeleton-regulatory complex protein pan1-like. Lineage: Eukaryota; Viridiplantae; Streptophyta; Magnoliopsida; Magnoliales; Magnoliaceae. The transcript has 2 exons. The coding region runs from base 1 to 486 and encodes 161 amino acids. The record is from RefSeq and is a predicted model, not a curated record.